AUGUUCAUCGAGGAGCAAACAAUUCGGUUUUCUCUAUCGCCUGAAGGUCAACCAUCAACCUAUAGACAGAAGUGGAUCACUUCCACUUCGUUUAAUUUAUACGAAGUUAAAAUUUACGACCGUUUAAGAAACAGUGUAGUAUCUCCUUUAAAUACUUCUGAAUUGCUUAGACAGUGGGAUUAUUGUCUUUUCCCCUUUUAA
This is a messenger RNA of Schistosoma intercalatum, 201 nucleotides long. The record is from the annotation of a GenBank genome assembly. NCBI's taxonomy places the organism in Eukaryota, Metazoa, Platyhelminthes, Trematoda, Strigeidida, Schistosomatidae.